CAGAUCGCGAGGCGACAUGGCGCCGCCGAGACACACGUUCCUCUUGCUGGCAUCGCUCAGCAUGGUUGUUCUCUGUCGAGCCGGUCCCCUGGGCCCGCUGCCGAACGUGACCAGCGCCGACGUCGCUCUUAAGGAAGGAAGCUGUGCUCUAGGCGAUGUGGUGUACAUGCCGGGCGACGAGUUCCCAGGUUCGGACCCGUGCGAGAGCUGCAAGUGCGCUGGUGGCGACGUGCAAUGUGCGCGCCAGCGCUGCGAGCCCCGGCCCGGCUGCAAGGCACUGCACCGCCCCGACCACUGCUGCCCUACCUAUCAGUGCGAAUGCGAACAAGAAGGGCGAGUGUACGGUAAUGGUGAGAAGCUGGUGGACCCUGCAGACCCGUGCCGCGUGUGCUACUGCCAGGGAGGGGAGGUGGUGUGCCGGCGCAUCGCGUGCUUCGUGCGCGACGACUGCACGCCGCGCCUCGUGCCCGGCCGCUGCUGUCCUGAGUACGACAACUGCCCACUGAGAGGAGUAACCAGUCUGCCCGGAGCGUCGUCUUCAAUUGCAAGUUCGGCCGCAUCUGAGAGCGUGGAGUCCCAACCAGCACCGCCAAAAGAGAACAUAAAACAAGAGAUCACUAUUAAGGAAAUAACUCCUGUCUCUGAGAUCCCAAUUAUCACAGACGUGAAAAUAAAAGAGAUUUUACCAUCGCCUAGCAUUGAAGUAGCCGAGUAUUCGUCUUCCAAGUCUCCUCUGAUUCCACGAGAGGCUACAUCAGAAAAAAAUACAAAAGAAAAUGAUUCCAAAACAGAGUCUCCCAGUAUAAUUGAGAUCCACUCUUCGCUGCCUGUGAUUGUGACGUCACCAGAUGCAACACAAUUCACUGCAACUGAAAAUAAGAAUGAAGACGCACCUCCUUCCAAGAUCAGCUUCUCUACACAAGAUUCUACGCACAGCGCUAUUUAUCCUUCAAAUGUACCAAUCGUAGCGACUAUGGGAAUUCCACCCGUAACACCCGAACCUGCACCUGUUGCCACAACUAAAGCUCCCAUUAUUGAGGAAGAAGAUUUUGAUCACAAUCCUGCUUUCCCUCCACUUCCUGACGAUUUGGCUGUAUUGCGAAACCACGAGGAUGAAAUAGUACCAGAACAGGUCGCUGACAAUGACCACGUGUCUGGUCACGACAUUACCGUAGCCAAUAUAUCUCCUACUGUUGAAUCUGAGUCAAAAGAUCCACUAACCACUACAUCCAAAGAUCUUCCAGAUACAACAACCGUAACAACCACAGAGAAACUUAAAACUUCAACGGAUGCAGCAAGUACGACCGGAGAUGUACCAAGGAGUACGGAAGCACCUAGUUUUAAAGAAAGUCCGACGAUUAAUUUGAGAUCAGCAAUUCCAACAGAAAUUUUAAAUGAACCGACAACGAUUGUUCAUGAUGAACCAGGUAUAUCUGAAAUAACUGACACUAAAACCAUAAUUGAAAGUUUAACACCGGCAGCUACUACCACUCAAGCACCCCAAAAGAUAGAGGAAGUUGAAGUUACAUCAGAAAAAGCAGAGCCAUUUACAUUGGACACGAAAACAUCGACUGAAGGCGAAGCGUUUUCCCAACUUGUAUUCGAUACCACUACUCAUCGUAAGGAAACAGAAAUUGAGUCAGGACCGUUUACCACAGAACAAGAACAAACCACCAGUUCACUCGCAAAGUCUAAUGUUGCUACUGAAGUGACAUCACAGACAGAGCUUAGUUCGCUGCCUAUCGAAACGAGCGACCAAAAUCCACCCGAGCUACCGAGUGAAAAUACUAGUCAUGAUAAAGAAACUCCGUCUACCAUGGAUCCCAUAGACAUCAGUUCCAAAAUACCAUCAACUAGUUCAGAAGUUAUCACAGUAUCUCGAUCUGCUUCCAGUGAUAACAUUGGAUUAGAGAAUGUAGAAACGACAGAAUUCAUUGUAACGUCAUUUGGUUCUUCAGAAACAGCGACUGAUGCCGUCGAAUUGAUCAAAAUAUCGGCAAAUCCUGAGAAGAGUUCAGCGAUUAUUGAGUCUACCGAUGGCAAGAAAACUAAUGAAUUCACUGACUUGAUCAACCUAGUACGAGACGUUGCUUCCAUUAGCGACAACACUGAACAACCAGACAGUGUGCAGCACGUGACGACUGCAGGGAGUAUUUCUGAUUCCGAGGAGCUCAUUCCAGUCAACGCUGGGUAUAAGAGUAAAAACAAAAACUUUAAUCAAAACUCUAUUACCGAGAUACCUCACAAGAGUAAAAUUGCAAGCACAGUGAACAAGCAAAAGGUGGUCGAGAUUGAGGACGAUGAGUCAGAAAGUGUGACGGACUCGCCGCCACCUUUCGAUAAGGUGGAGCCCACCACACGACGGCCCAUUAUUGAUAAUGUGUCGGACGAUGUAAAUAUCGCUGAGAACAAGACACAACAAGACAAAAAGGAUAUCGAGAUCAUCACGCAAUCUUAUGUACCUACUAUUAACCACCGACGACCCACAAAAGUCGUCAUGAAGAAGAAUAGUGACAAACUAGCAUCAUCUGGUGAGUCUCUCAGCGUGUCUACGUCUACUGAAACCUCUACAGACAGUAGCAUUUUAACUGAAACGCCUAUUGCUGGGUCAGGGGAAACCGACAAGAAGGAAAAGAUCUCGAGUGACGUCACACAAGACGCACUGAGCACCGACUCUCCCAUUGUUACCACUGCAGCUCCUGCGAGUAGCACUGAUACUGCGACAUCCACUACAGCGGUUCCUGUGACCGUUCGCGACCUCGUGACUACUGCUGCUCCAUCAAGCAGCUCUGAAGAAGCAACCACAGAUGGUCCCUCUGGUGAGUCAUCGGCCACCUCCUCCGCCCCUCCGAGCUCGGCGCAGUGA
Spodoptera littoralis (African cotton leafworm) is the source of this 2866-nucleotide messenger RNA. The record is from the annotation of a GenBank genome assembly. NCBI's taxonomy places the organism in Eukaryota, Metazoa, Arthropoda, Insecta, Lepidoptera, Noctuidae.